Molecule: messenger RNA, 1434 nt
Organism: Spinacia oleracea (spinach)
Lineage: Eukaryota; Viridiplantae; Streptophyta; Magnoliopsida; Caryophyllales; Amaranthaceae
Exons: 2
Coding region: 1-1434 (477 amino acids)
Biological process (GO): DNA integration
Molecular function (GO): RNA-DNA hybrid ribonuclease activity; nucleic acid binding
Source: RefSeq, a predicted model, not a curated record
AUGAGCUCGCCGAAGACUGUCAAAGAGGUUCAGCGACUUACAAGUUGCUUGGCCGCCCUGGGUAGAUUUCUUUCCAGGGCCGGGUAUAAAUGUCACUACUUUUUCAGAGCAAUCAGGAAGAAGUCCAAGUUUGAAUGGUCAGAUGAAGCAGAGGAGGCCUUUUUGAAAUUGAAAGACCAUUUUCACACUCUACUCCGGCUUGUUAGUCCCUUGCAGGGGGAAGUCUUAUGUAUGUACAUGGCAGUAUCCGAAUAUUCUCUAAGUGCAGUCUUGUUGACUGAAAGGGAAGGGUCACCUGAGGGGGAUUCGUUUGAGUAUGCCAUGCGCUUUAAUUUCCAAGCGUCCAACAAUGAGGCCGAGUACGAGGCCUUUCUUUGCAGCAUCAAAAUGUGCAAGGCGGCAGGAGCCAAGGAGAUUCUGGCACUAUUUGAUUCCCAACUUAUUGUGAGUCAAGUUAAUGGAAAUUACGAGACAAGAGACCCAACAAUGAUAAAAUAUAUGAAGGUCGUCCACCAGGAAGUGGAAAAAUGGAAGAGCUUUGAAGUAAGUCAGGUCCCUCGGUCAGAGAAUAAUCAAGCUGACGCGUUGUUCAAAUUGGCCAGCUCCGCAUCUGGUGAUACCCCCCGACAUGUAUUUUGGGAGGUAAAAGAUCAUAAAAGUAUUGAGCAGCUUGAAGCGGCAGUUCUAGACAGAAUGUCCACCUGGUUGGACAAUAUAAUUAACUUCAAGAUGAAUGGAGUCCUACCAGAUGACCCAAAACAGGCGGCAAAGCUCCAGAAAAAAUGUUCUUGGUUUGAGAUGUGGAACGGAACACUGUACAAGGCCUAUUCCCGUCCUUUACUGCGAUGUGUGACGCCUGAGAAAGGACAAGAGAUCCUACAGGACAUUCACCAAGGGUGGUGUAGUUCGAACAUUGGGGGAAGGGCCUUGGCUGUAAAUGCACUUCAAACUGGCUAUUAUUGGCCAACUCUGAAGGAUGAUGCACUUUCACUGAGGUGCAACAAAUGCCAGCGCUUUACCCAUCUGAUACACCGGACAGCUCAGAUUGUGACACCCAUCACAAGUCCAAUACCCUUUGCUAAGUGGGGAAUGGAUCUCAUAGGCCCAUACACCACCGCGCUGGGUGGGAGGCGCUAUGUCAUUGUUGUUGUUGAUUAUUUCACCAAGUGGGUGGAAGCGGAAGCAUUAAAGAACAUUCCUAAGGCAUUCAUAUGGAAAAACAUCAUCACCCGUUUUGGUGUGCCACAGUUGAUCAUUUUUGACAAUGGACCGCAGUUCGAGACACCGAAACUUAAGGAUUGGCUGGCCGAGCGUGGCAUAGCCGGCCAUUUUGCAUCGGUUGGAAGGCCGCAGGCAAAUGGACAAGUUGAGGCUUUUAACAAAAUCAUUUCUGAGGGAAUGAAGAAGAAGUUAGAUGAGGCUAAGGGAUUGUGA